This is a messenger RNA of Physcomitrium patens, 858 nucleotides long. RefSeq lists its product as uncharacterized. The record is from RefSeq and is a predicted model, not a curated record. Lineage: Eukaryota; Viridiplantae; Streptophyta; Bryopsida; Funariales; Funariaceae.
GAGGGAAUUGGAAGAAUGAGGAGCAGGAAUGGAGCACGAGCCUGGGCCAGCCUCUUUAACUGUACACUUCGGCAGCAAACCCUAGUUCUGUUUCCACACCUCGCUCUGCCUCUCAUUCUUUUUGUCUCGCUCUCUGUGUUGCCGUUCCCCAGCUCCGCAUUGCUCCACCGUCCUCGUCGCCACCUACCAGGCGCAACCAACAUGGCAUCAGCAUUACGGAACCUUGCAAGCCUGAAAGUGAAGGAUGUUCCGACGUUUGUGAAGUCAUCACUUAGCAAGGAGAAGGUCAUGCAGGAUACUUGGUCAUGGUUGUACAAGUACAACGAGAAGUAUGUUCAGACUGGCAGCAUCAGGCCUUUGACUGAUGUGAUGCUGUCUGUUGGUUUCCUCUCUUACGCUAUUGCUUGGCCUACCGAGAUCCGGCAUUUGCGUCAUGCUGAGGAAGCUGCCAAGCAUGGCAACAAUCAUCAUUGAUUGGACUUCCAUAUAGUUUCCUACAACUGGUUAGAUCUCAUUUUCUUCUCCCUCUUGGAAAGAAUCGUAAUAAUUUUGUUCGUGUAAGGGUUGUGGACAUCAUUCUUGUGGACAUCUUUCCCAUACCCCACAGUACGUGGUUUUACAUAAAGAUGACUACUUCAUGUGUUCGAAUGGAAUGGAAGACCUACGGAAUUGGAAUAGCAGAGGAGCAGCAGUUCAAUGUAGUUAUGCGGAGAUCUGGCUUUGUGCGUUGCAUAGAGCAAGAGCAGCUACUGUAUUCACUCAAACUUGAUUUUUGUAGACAGCUGUGAGUGGCACGUUCAAUGAGCAAGCCAUUGGUUGUGUUUGAUCGCUCAACAUUCAACAUGAUUUUUUAAGACA